This is a messenger RNA of Pocillopora damicornis (cauliflower coral), 1788 nucleotides long. Its product is annotated as neuropeptide receptor 22. Gene Ontology annotation, biological process: G protein-coupled receptor signaling pathway. Gene Ontology annotation, molecular function: G protein-coupled receptor activity. Gene Ontology annotation, cellular component: membrane. Lineage: Eukaryota; Metazoa; Cnidaria; Anthozoa; Scleractinia; Pocilloporidae. The record is from RefSeq and is a predicted model, not a curated record.
CACUGAAGUGCUUCUGAUGUACACGUUUGGCAAGAAGUCACGUAAAAGAAUAAACGGAGGGGCAAGUUUGAGUACUGAGUUUUAGACUGUUGAGCAUGGCAGAAUACAGUGCGUUGGCAACGGACCUGCUUGCUAACAAAAGCAGUCCGACACAGCCAAAUGUUCUGUCCAACCAACCAAAACCGUCUAUUGAAACCAGCCAAUCAGAAACUGUACUUGAAGUCACUUUCAGCGUAAUCGCUGCCUUAGCUUUCGUGCUUAAUUUCAUGUUUUGUAUUGUGCUGUUGAAGAAACCUUCCCUGAUGCGAAAGCCACACAACUUCCUCCUAUUUAAUUUGGCCAUCACAGAUUUACUCACAGGACUUACCUUGAUUGUAACACCAGGCUACGUGAGCAGACAAUCCUUGAUUCCGAUUUCUCGUGGAAUUGGUGGACACAUGUUCUGCGCACUAUUGGCCAACAGAUAUCUCCUGUUUACAAUCGCCAAGGUAUCCAUUUUACUCGUCACAUGCCUUGCUAUGGAACGCUGGUGCUGUGUGCUGAGACCGGUAAAGUAUAUGAUACACUUCAGCCGAAGGCGCCGUAUCGUCUAUGUAGUGGGAUCAUGGACACUGAGCUGCGCGCUACAAAUUCACAAAAUGUUUGAGAAAAGACUUGUCGGAAAUAAAUGCGAGACGGUCGAAGCUCCAUACGGUGAAACAGGUGCGCAGGCGUUAAUUGCAAUUUACGGCUUUGCAAACUUUAUAGUGCCGUGUGUUAUAACAUGGCUGACUUUUGCGCACAUCAAAUUUCGCUCACCGAACUCUCUUGGUGCUGGGCAGAAGAGCGACGGCAGACGAGUUCGACAGAAAACUGUACUACAGCUAUGUGCACUGACAGCUGCAGUCUUCACUCUGAGCUGGCUACCGGCCCAAGUCAGUUACACUUUGUUCCCCUUUGGAAUCACGGAUGUAUCAAGUUCGCUACACAAAUGGUGGAAUGCAAUUGCGUUUCUCAAUUCGUGCGUAAAUCCUUUGAUAUACUGGUAUUAUCAUAAAGAAUACAGAAACACAUUCUUUAAGCUCUUCUGUGGGUGUAAGGCACUGCAGUUUCAAGCUAUUAAACCUCAGCAUUGUACCGAUUCUGGAAGUCACGAUUUGCCGUUAAAUCACAAAACAGGUGAAUCACCGCCAUUGCAAAUGGUACCGUCCCCCUACAUAGACGAGAAUCGAGUGUAGUAGCCUUGCAACGAAGUGUCUUUCCCACGGAAACUUUGAUUUGCUUGACCCAGUCGUCUUUCCACGAUUCAUUAUCAUUGUUCCCUUCUUUCUUUGGUGGAGAAGAGGGCUCAACUGCAAGUUGGCAGUUUCCAGAAUCAACUUCAGAGAUUUUUCGGUCUAAAAGAUAGGGAAAUAGCAGUGUAAAAAAUUCCAUGAGGAAAAUGGAUCAUGUGCACCUCUCCCAGUUCUACAUCAUCAAGAAACAAACGGUACUUUCUUCAAACGUCUCUUUUAGAUUUGAACAGUUCAACUUUCGACGUCGCUCAUCUGGUCUUUAAGUUGUUGUUUCGGGAAUUCGAAGACGUUUCCAUGAAGAUGUGGUUUUGUUUGUCUGAAAGUUCUAGAAGUCUCCAGAUAUCAAAAGAAAAAAUUCAGUACCUCACGAACCGGAAUGUUGUAAUACAAGCUUGUUGGAUCGGGGCAUCAAGUAAAACGGUUUUUUAGAAAUCUUGUGCUGCUUCGCUCAUUGAUUUCUUUUUAAUCGUCCGAAUUUAAUUUUCUAAGGCGAUUAAAAUAAUUAUUAAAUUAA